Molecule: messenger RNA, 4035 nt
Organism: Corvus hawaiiensis (hawaiian crow)
Lineage: Eukaryota; Metazoa; Chordata; Aves; Passeriformes; Corvidae
Gene: CAMK2D
Product: calcium/calmodulin dependent protein kinase II delta
Exons: 24
Coding region: 338-1996 (552 amino acids)
Biological process (GO): protein phosphorylation
Cellular component (GO): neuron projection; cytoplasm
Molecular function (GO): calcium/calmodulin-dependent protein kinase activity; calmodulin binding; ATP binding
Source: RefSeq, a predicted model, not a curated record
GCACAGGUGCAUCCGCUUCCCUCAGGGCCCCUCCCGCCAUCGUCCCGGGGCAGCGCCCGGGGAAAGGUCGGUGUUCGCUCCCUGCUAGACGGAGCUUGGGUUCUCCUUGUGCCCUCACCGACAGUGGUGAGGGGAGGGGAGAGGGAAGACCGGAGGAGGGCGCGGAGGCAACGCCGUCACCAGAGGAGGCGGUGGCGGGGAAGAGGAGGAGGAGAAGAAGCCGGCGCGGAGCCUCGCCUCACCUCGCCUCGCCUCGCCUCGCCUCGCCUCGCAGCCCCUCCGCCGUCCCCGCCUCGCCGUCCACGGCCGCCGGAGUCACCGGCGGCCGCCCGUCCUUAUGAUGGCCUCGACCACCUGCACACGCUUCACCGACGAGUACCAGCUCUUCGAGGAGCUUGGGAAAGGGGCGUUCUCCGUCGUGAGGAGGUGUAUGAAAAUCACCACAGGACAAGAGUAUGCUGCCAAAAUCAUCAACACCAAAAAGCUUUCAGCCAGGGAUCACCAGAAACUGGAAAGAGAAGCUAGAAUCUGUCGCCUCCUGAAGCAUCCUAAUAUCGUGCGGCUCCAUGACAGCAUAUCAGAAGAAGGAUUCCAUUACUUAGUCUUUGACUUAGUCACUGGAGGUGAAUUGUUUGAAGAUAUAGUUGCAAGAGAAUAUUAUAGCGAAGCAGAUGCCAGUCAUUGCAUUCAGCAGAUCCUGGAGGCCGUGCUGCACUGCCAUCAGAUGGGCGUGGUCCAUCGCGACCUCAAGCCUGAGAACUUACUUCUAGCUAGCAAAUCCAAGGGAGCAGCAGUAAAACUGGCAGACUUUGGAUUGGCUAUAGAAGUCCAGGGAGAACAACAGGCUUGGUUUGGCUUUGCUGGUACUCCAGGAUACCUUUCGCCAGAAGUGUUACGAAAAGAUCCUUAUGGAAAACCUGUGGAUAUGUGGGCAUGUGGAGUCAUUCUGUACAUCCUCCUGGUGGGAUACCCCCCCUUCUGGGAUGAAGACCAGCACAGGCUUUACCAGCAGAUCAAGGCUGGUGCUUAUGAUUUCCCCUCACCAGAAUGGGACACGGUGACUCCUGAAGCAAAAGACCUUAUCAAUAAAAUGCUCACCAUCAACCCAGCAAAACGUAUCACAGCAUCGGAAGCACUAAAGCAUCCAUGGAUCUGUCAACGUUCUACUGUUGCCUCUAUGAUGCACAGACAAGAGACUGUAGAUUGCCUGAAGAAAUUCAAUGCAAGAAGGAAACUAAAGGGGGCCAUUUUGACAACAAUGCUGGCUACCAGAAAUUUCUCAGCAGCCAAGAGUUUACUGAAAAAGCCGGAUGGAGUUAAGAAAAGGAAGUCCAGUUCGAGUGUUCAGAUGAUGAUAAACAACAAAACCAACGUGGUAACCAGCCCCAAGGAAAAUAUUCCUACCCCGGCGCUGGAGCCCCAAACUACAGUAAUCCACAACCCUGAUGGAAAUAAGGAAUCAACAGAGAGUUCCAACACGACUAUCGAAGAUGAGGAUGUGAAAGCGGGCAAGUCCAUGAGAAAUGCAAACUCAGAGAGUCAAUCGCUUGAGUCUGAGCUCUCCCACUCCACUCCUUCCUCUGUACUAUCUCGUAAGCAGGAGAUUAUCAAGGUGACCGAGCAGUUGAUUGAAGCCAUCAACAACGGGGACUUCGAGGCUUACACAAAAAUCUGUGAUCCAGGCCUUACAUCUUUUGAACCUGAAGCUUUGGGUAAUCUGGUAGAAGGGAUGGACUUCCACCGGUUUUACUUUGAGAAUGCUCUGUCCAAAAGCAACAAGCCGAUCCACACGAUUAUCCUGAACCCGCACGUGCACCUGGUGGGCGAGGACGCAGCGUGCAUCGCGUACAUCCGCCUGACACAGUACAUGGACGGCAGCGGCAUGCCAAAGACUAUGCAGUCCGAGGAGACGCGCGUGUGGCACCGGCGCGACGGCAAGUGGCAGAACGUGCACUUCCACCGCUCGGGCUCGCCCACCGUGCCCAUCAAUGCCUAGUGCAGAGGGAUCCCACCACGGCUCCGGCCCCUAGAUGCUACGCUAAAAAUAUCAGCGGUGCCGCUCUUGCAUUUUCCGUACCCAACGCACCUGGUCGAUUACCAUCUUGGCCAUCCUGUUCUCUUCAUGCAUGUUUCUGAGUGCAUGAAGUUGUGAAGGUUCUUCAUGUAACACAUUUGUGAUGCACCACGUUGCUGUAUAUUCCAUCUGUACACUGUUAACAUUUCAAUGAAGGUGAUGUUCCAUGCAAAUAGAGAAUAACAAGGCGUAAAACACGAAAAGAGAUAUUGGAUGGACAGCAGUAGACACACAGUACAUUUGUCACUUGCUCCAUUUAUGCCAAGUUUUGACAGACAACUUUAAAAUCUAUCAUGUUUAUUAAAAAAAAAAGAAAAAAAAAAGAAAAGGUAUAUUUUACCUUCUUUUUUUAAGAACUGGUUUUUGACUCCUCCUUUUCUCCCAAGUCCCAGGAUUUUGCUUUGGUUCUGGUAGGAAUGGUUAGGAUGUAUGCUGGCAGCUCCGUUACUGUAAAACAGAUUUUUAUCUUAGACGGACAAAAUCACUGAUAAAUGUGAAAGUGUUAAUAUCUUGGCUUUGGACCAGCUGGAGCCUUCUUAGUUUAUUAGUCUGGAAAAAUCUCCUCAUUUGCUGGUUUGGCCACUCCAGAAUUAAUUGUCAGUGUUCUGGUGAGUCAGCAGCUUCCAUUUUCCUUUUGAGUUCUUUUUGCUUUAUUUUGCUUAACUGAAAGUCACUGUUGGUUGAUUAAGCAAAACUAAAAAUUGUAAGGAACUAAGUGAUAAUUGAGAGGCAGUUUUUGAGGAUUAAAAUGGAAGGAAAGAAAGAUUUUUAUCACUUUUAGGAUGUACUGUAAAUUUUUUAAGGAGGCUUUAAAAAAUAUAAUAUCUUGGUUAAUGUAUAGACCAGCUGUGUGGUUAAUAUAUUCAAGAAAUAUUAGGCCUUAAAGCUAAGUAUGAAGAGUUUACUUACAUUAUACUGCUGCUGUUGCUUCUCUGGAAAUGAAUUAUGGAGACACCGGCUUUCCGUGGGACCCUAACACUUUACCACAGGUUUGUGUCUCCCCGCGCUUCCCCUCCAUCCGCUCUUGGCUUCUCAAGCUCCCCUGACAGCGUUCGCUGUCGAGGCCGGCGAUCCCGACGGGUUUGUCCCGCAUCCGGGCCGAGGGAGGAACGCUCUGCUGGCAGUGUAGAACUCAAGCCUUGCAACAGGGACUAGUUCUCCUUCCCUCGCGUUGCUGUAAAAAUACAACCUCACAAGAAUUUUGGUUUCUUCCCUUCCACUGUUCCAGGAAAGCCCAGGCCGGGCUGCUCUUGUUCUCCCCAUGGUUCUGUUAGCAGCAGGCUUCUUCUCCCCGCAGCGCUGUACAGUGCAUGGUAUCUCAGUGUCCUUUUUAGCCGUCCAAAAUUUACAACUCGGCAGCCUGAACUUUUUAAAAUGGGAAAGCUUCCUAAUUUGUAUCAUUUCACCCUUCUGUGUUGAUUACUAAUCAAAAGCAGUUCUUAAACAUGUUGAUGUUGUUACUAGUGGAUGUAUGGUAGAUGGACUUAAGCUUCUUUGAUAAUUACUACAUGAUUUUAAACAAUAUAUAUUUAAAAUAAGCAUCUACAAUAAAUGUGUUGAGCCAUAUUAACCUGCCAAUGGGAUCUGUGAAAAAAGUAAUGGCCUCAUUUUUUUUUCUCAUUAAUUUCUUUUCUUUUUUUUUUCUUUUUUUCUUUUUUUUUUUUUUUUGUGAAGCGGCUAUAAGUGGCAUAACUGUAUUUAAAAUUAACAAAUUAGGUGUAGGGUGGUUUUUUUAUACUUCUAACAUAGCAUGUGGUGUUGACGUAUUACUGUAGACCAAGUUUGUCUUCCACACCAAGACGUGAGGAAAUUGUGAUUUGUUCUCUCCACCACAACUGAAUUAUACACUUCUGUCAUUUUGGAACACUGCAGUUUACCAUGGGACACAGUGUACAUAUUUCUUGCCAUAAUGGUAAAUGAUUGAUAUAUUUAAGGAUUAAUAAAUUUGUGAUUUCUGCUGA